Messenger RNA from Soboliphyme baturini, 783 nucleotides. NCBI's taxonomy places the organism in Eukaryota, Metazoa, Nematoda, Enoplea, Dioctophymatida, Soboliphymatidae. The record is from the annotation of a GenBank genome assembly.
AUGUCAGAAGGUGGUGUACCGAAACUGCUAGAGGGCAACGAUACCAGCGUGUCAUCGGCUGAGCCGGAGGCAGUUAUUGUUUCGUUAAGGAAGAAAGAAGAGGUGGAGAACGAGGAACCGCCAAAGGACGAAACAAUUCAUAUUAUCCCUCAGAAAGACGAGGAAUCACCGGCAGCUACGGAACCGAGGCCCGUCGCCAACGAUGAAUCGAAGUCUUUCGCGACGAAGCAGAAGCGGAAGAUUCGAAAGAGACGAGGACGGCGACGCAAGAGGAAGGCGUUCGAAUCUGACUCAGAAGACGAACGACUUAAGAACCAUCUUCUGAAGCGAACCUACGCAAAGGAAAAACUGGCGAAGAACGAUGGUCUUCGAGAGCCGGUCCUCAAGCGUAAGAAUGAUGGCGGGUUUGAGGUGGUGAACCCGGUGGGUUACGACAAACUGAUGACCAGACUUGAAGAUGCUUAUGCGAACAAGCCCAAUAAGCCGACAGAUGGUCAGUUCAUCGAUGGCCCGUCGUCAUGCGCCCUGUGCGGAAUGAAGCAGUGGGCUCAUCAGCUGGGCGACCUUUUCGGUCCAUAUUAUGUGAGGCUGGAUUUUCAGUGUUGGCCCCCUUUCCUGAAGAAGACCCGCAGUGCCAUGCCGCGGAUACCUCAGAACGAAGACACAUUCAUAGAUCUCUGGUUCCAUUGCAAUUGUCUCGUUUGGGCACCAAACAUUUUCUUGAAAAGGGACAAAUUGAUCGGCAUAGAGGAUAACCUCAAGCAAUUUUGGAAGCAGGUAUAA